Molecule: messenger RNA, 13365 nt
Organism: Myotis brandtii (Brandt's bat)
Lineage: Eukaryota; Metazoa; Chordata; Mammalia; Chiroptera; Vespertilionidae
Gene: DYNC1H1
Product: dynein, cytoplasmic 1, heavy chain 1
Exons: 72
Biological process (GO): microtubule-based movement
Cellular component (GO): dynein complex
Molecular function (GO): minus-end-directed microtubule motor activity; dynein light intermediate chain binding; ATP binding
Source: RefSeq, a predicted model, not a curated record
GUAGAGGAUGUUGGUGAUGAAGGAGAAGAAGAAAAAGAAUUCAUUUCCUAUAAUAUCAAUAUAGACAUUCAUUAUGGAGUCAAGUCCAACAGCUUGGCAUUCAUUAAACGCACUCCAGUCAUUGAUGCAGACAAACCAGUGUCUUCCCAGCUCCGCGUUCUCACGCUCAGCGAGGACUCCCCUUAUGAAACCUUGCAUUCUUUCAUUAGCAAUGCGGUGGCUCCUUUCUUUAAGUCCUACAUCAGAGAGUCUGGCAAGGCAGACAGGGAUGGUGAUAAAAUGGCUCCUUCAGUUGAAAAAAAGAUUGCAGAACUUGAAAUGGGACUCCUUCACCUGCAGCAAAACAUUGAAAUUCCAGAGAUCAGCCUGCCAAUUCAUCCAAUUAUUACAAAUGUCGCAAAGCAGUGUUAUGAGCGUGGAGAAAAGCCCAAAGUUACAGACUUUGGAGAUAAGGUUGAAGACCCAACUUUUCUCAAUCAGCUACAAUCCGGAGUUAACCGCUGGAUCCGAGAAAUUCAGAAAGUGACCAAACUUGACCGAGACCCUGCUUCGGGAACGGCCUUACAAGAAAUCAGUUUUUGGCUGAACUUGGAACGUGCGUUGUACCGCAUACAGGAGAAGCGCGAGAGCCCCGAGGUCCUGCUUACGCUGGAUAUCCUGAAGCAUGGCAAGCGCUUCCAUGCCACUGUCAGUUUCGACACUGACACAGGUCUAAAACAGGCUUUGGAAACCGUGAAUGACUACAACCCUCUGAUGAAAGAUUUCCCUCUGAACGAUUUGCUGUCUGCCACUGAGCUGGACAAGAUCAGGCAGGCUCUUGUGGCGAUCUUCACCCAUUUGAGAAAGAUCCGGAACACGAAGUAUCCCAUCCAGAGGGCCCUGCGCUUGGUGGAGGCCAUUUCAAGAGACUUGAGUUCCCAGUUACUCAAAGUGUUGGGCACUAGAAAACUAAUGCAUGUUGCUUACGAAGAAUUUGAAAAAGUUAUGGUUGCGUGCUUUGAAGUGUUUCAGACUUGGGAUGAUGAAUAUGAGAAACUUCAGGUGUUGUUGAGAGACAUUGUCAAACGGAAACGGGAAGAAAAUCUGAAGAUGGUGUGGCGAAUCAACCCUGCCCACAGGAAGCUUCAGGCUCGCCUAGACCAGAUGAGGAAGUUUCGACGGCAGCACGAACAGCUGAGAGCAGUCAUCGUCAGGGUCCUGAGGCCACAGGUCACAGCGGUUGCACAGCAGAAUCAAGGGGAGGUCCCUGAACCCCAGGAUAUGAAAGUAGCUGAGGUUCUUUUUGAUGCCGCUGAUGCGAAUGCUAUUGAGGAGGUAAACCUCGCCUACGAGAAUGUCAAGGAAGUGGAUGGACUGGAUGUUUCCAAAGAAGGCACAGAGGCGUGGGAGGCCGCCAUGAAGAGAUACGACGAGAGGAUUGACAGGGUGGAGACCCGGAUCACUGCUCGCCUUCGCGAUCAGCUCGGCACGGCCAAGAAUGCUAACGAGAUGUUUAGGAUUUUCUCCAGGUUCAACGCACUGUUUGUCAGGCCUCACAUCCGAGGGGCCAUCCGUGAAUACCAGACCCAGCUAAUCCAGCGCGUGAAAGACGACAUCGAGUCUCUUCACGACAAGUUCAAAGUCCAGUACCCACAGAGUCAGGCGUGUAAGAUGAGCCACGUGCGCGAUCUGCCGCCUGUGUCUGGGUCCAUCAUCUGGGCAAAGCAGAUUGACAGACAGCUGACCGCCUACAUGAAGCGUGUGGAGGACGUCCUGGGCAAGGGCUGGGAGAACCACGUGGAGGGGCAGAAGCUGAAGCAGGAUGGCGACAGUUUCCGAAUGAAGCUCAACACUCAAGAAAUAUUUGACGACUGGGCCCGGAAGGUGCAGCAGCGGAACCUGGGCGUCUCGGGGCGCAUCUUCACCAUCGAAAGCACCAGGGUUCGUGGCCGAUCGGGGAACGUCCUCAAGCUUAAGGUCAACUUCCUCCCCGAGAUUAUCACACUUUCAAAAGAAGUUCGAAACCUCAAGUGGCUUGGUUUCCGAGUCCCUCUGGCGAUUGUGAACAAGGCUCAUCAAGCCAACCAGCUCUACCCGUUUGCCAUCUCCCUGAUUGAGAGCGUGCGCACCUACGAGCGCACCUGUGAGAAGGUGGAGGAACGGAACACCAUCUCUCUGCUGGUGGCCGGCCUGAAGAAGGAGGUGCAGGCCCUGAUCGCAGAGGGCAUCGCCUUGGUGUGGGAGUCCUACAAACUCGACCCAUACGUGCAGCGGCUGGCGGAGACUGUCUUCAACUUCCAGGAAAAGGUGGAUGAUCUGCUGAUUAUUGAAGAAAAAAUAGACCUGGAAGUGCGUUCCCUGGAAACCUGUCUGUACGAUCACAAGACUUUCUCAGAGAUCCUGAACAGGGUCCAGAAAGCUGUGGACGACCUGAACCUGCACUCGUACUCCAACCUGCCCAUCUGGGUCAACAAGCUGGACAUGGAGAUUGAAAGAAUACUGGGUGUCCGCCUGCAAGCUGGCCUCAGAGCUUGGACCCAGGUGCUUCUUGGACAAGCUGAAGAUAAAUCAGAAGUUGACAUGGACACAGAUGCGCCACAAGUUAGUCACAAGCCUGGUGGAGAGCCAAAGAUCAAGAAUGUCGUUCACGAGCUCAGAAUAACCAAUCAGGUCAUCUACUUGAACCCACCCAUCGAAGAGUGCAGGUACAAGCUGUAUCAGGAGAUGUUUGCCUGGAAGAUGAUCGUGCUGUCCCUCCCCAGGAUCCAGAGUCAGAGGUACCAGGUGGGCGUACAUUACGAACUGACGGAAGAGGAGAAGUUCUAUCGGAAUGCUUUGACACGGAUGCCGGAUGGCCCCGUGGCCCUGGAAGAGUCCUACUCUGCAGUCAUGGGCAUCGUAACUGAAGUCGAGCAGUACGUCAAGGUUUGGCUCCAGUACCAGUGCUUGUGGGAUAUGCAGGCCGAGAACAUCUAUAACAGACUCGGGGAAGACCUCAACAAGUGGCAAGCUCUCUUGGUUCAGAUAAGGAAGGCCAGAGGGACCUUUGACAACGCGGAAACCAAGAAAGAGUUUGGGCCCGUGGUCAUAGAUUAUGGCAAGGUGCAGUCCAAGGUGAACUUGAAGUACGACUCCUGGCAUAAGGAGGUUCUCAGCAAGUUUGGGCAGAUGCUUGGAUCCAACAUGACAGAAUUCCACACGCAGAUCUCCAAGUCUCGCCAAGAGCUGGAGCAGCACUCGGUGGACACCGCCAGCACCUCGGACGCGGUCACCUUCAUCACCUACGUGCAGUCUUUGAAACGGAAGAUCAAGCAGUUUGAGAAGCAAGUUGAGCUCUACCGCAAUGGUCAGCGCUUGCUGGAAAAGCAGAGGUUCCAGUUCCCUCCCUCCUGGCUUUAUAUUGACAACAUCGAGGGCGAGUGGGGGGCCUUCAAUGACAUCAUGCGGCGGAAGGACUCUGCCAUUCAGCAGCAGGUGGCAAACCUGCAGAUGAAGAUCGUCCAGGAGGACCGGGCCGUGGAAAGCCGCACCACCGACCUGCUGACCGACUGGGAGAAGACCAAGCCCGUCACGGGCAAUCUCCGCCCGGAGGAGGCGCUGCAGGCUCUCACCAUCUACGAGGGCAAGUUCGGCAGGCUGAAGGACGACCGGGAGAAGUGUGCGAAGGCCAAGGAAGCGCUGGAACUGACGGACACGGGACUCCUGAGCGGCAGCGAAGAGCGUGUCCAGGUGGCCCUCGAGGAAUUACAGGAUCUCAAGGGCGUUUGGUCGGAACUCUCCAAGGUCUGGGAGCAGAUUGAUCAGAUGAAGGAGCAGCCGUGGGUGUCGGUGCAGCCUCGGAAGCUUCGGCAGAAUUUGGAUGGCCUCCUGAACCAGCUGAAAAACUUCCCCGCCCGCUUGCGGCAGUACGCGUCCUACGAGUUCGUCCAGCGGCUCCUGAAAGGCUACCUGAAGAUCAACAUGCUGGUGAUCGAGCUGAAGUCCGAGGCCCUGAAGGAUCGCCACUGGAAGCAGCUGAUGAAGAGGCUGCACGUGAACUGGGUGGUGUCGGAGCUCACCCUCGGGCAGAUCUGGGACGUCGACCUGCAGAAGAACGAAGCCAUCGUGAAGGAUGUGCUGCUCGUGGCGCAGGGGGAGAUGGCGUUGGAGGAGUUUUUGAAGCAGAUAAGAGAAGUGUGGAACACGUACGAGUUAGACUUGGUUAACUACCAGAACAAGUGUCGCUUGAUUCGCGGCUGGGACGACCUCUUCAACAAGGUCAAAGAGCACAUCAACAGCGUCUCUGCCAUGAAGCUGUCUCCAUACUACAAGGUUUUCGAGGAGGACGCCCUGAGCUGGGAAGACAAGCUGAAUCGCAUCAUGGCCCUCUUUGACGUGUGGAUCGACGUGCAGAGGCGCUGGGUCUACCUGGAAGGCAUCUUCACGGGCAGCGCGGAUAUCAAGCACCUGCUGCCCGUGGAAACCCAGCGGUUCCAGAGCAUCAGCACGGAGUUUUUGGCGCUCAUGAAAAAAGUAUCCAAGUCUCCCCUGGUGAUGGAUGUUCUCAACAUCCAGGGGGUGCAGAGGUCUCUGGAGAGGCUGGCAGACCUGCUGGGGAAGAUCCAGAAAGCACUGGGCGAGUACCUGGAAAGGGAGCGGUCAUCUUUCCCCAGGUUCUAUUUUGUGGGUGACGAGGAUUUGCUUGAAAUCAUUGGAAACAGCAAGAAUGUCGCUAAGUUACAGAAGCACUUCAAGAAGAUGUUCGCCGGCGUUUCCAGCAUCAUCCUGAACGAGGACAACUCUGUCGUCCUGGGCAUUUCAUCCCGAGAAGGAGAGGAGGUUAUAUUUAAAACUCCCGUGUCAAUUACCGAGCAUCCCAAAAUCAACGAGUGGCUCACGCUGGUGGAGAAGGAGAUGAGAGUCACAUUGGCCAAGCUCCUGGCUGAGUCUGUGACGGAGGUUGAGAUUUUUGGUAAAGCCACUUCAAUCGACCCCAAUACCUACAUCACUUGGAUCGAUAAAUACCAGGCCCAGCUUGUGGUUUUGUCGGCCCAGAUAGCCUGGUCUGAAAAUGUGGAGACAGCCCUAAGCAGCACGGGCGGGAACGGGGACGCAGCAACCCUGCAGUCCGUGCUGAGCAACGUGGAGGUCACCCUCAACGUGCUGGCCGACUCAGUCCUCAUGGAGCAGCCCCCGCUGCGCCGGCGGAAGCUGGAGCACUUGAUUACAGAGCUGGUUCACCAGAGAGACGUCACCCGGGCCCUGAUCAAAAGCAAGAUCGACAACAGCAAGUCUUUCGAAUGGCUCCGCCAGAUGCGGUUUUACUUCGACCCCAAGCAGACGGACGUGUUACAGCAGCUGUCCAUCCAGAUGGCAAACGCCAAGUUUAACUAUGGCUUUGAGUACCUGGGAGUCCAGGACAAGCUGGUGCAGACGCCCCUCACUGACCGCUGCUACCUGACCAUGACGCAAGCCCUGGAGGCCAGGCUGGGCGGGUCUCCGUUUGGGCCUGCUGGGACCGGGAAGACCGAGUCUGUCAAGGCCCUUGGCCAUCAGCUGGGACGCUUUGUUUUGGUUUUCAACUGUGACGAAACCUUUGAUUUCCAGGCGAUGGGACGCAUCUUUGUGGGCCUUUGCCAAGUGGGAGCGUGGGGCUGCUUUGACGAGUUCAACCGCCUGGAGGAGCGGAUGCUGUCGGCCGUGUCCCAGCAGGUGCAGUGCAUCCAGGAAGCGCUGCGGGAGCACUCCAACCCCAACUUCGAUAAGACCUCUGCCCCCAUUACUUGUGAGCUGCUGAACAAACAAGUCAAGGUGAGCCCGGACAUGGCCAUCUUCAUCACCAUGAACCCUGGCUACGCGGGCAGGUCCAACCUCCCAGACAACUUGAAGAAGCUGUUCCGGAGCUUGGCCAUGACCAAGCCCGACCGGCAACUGAUUGCCCAGGUCAUGCUGUACUCACAGGGCUUCCGCACGGCCGAAGUCCUUGCCAACAAGAUCGUCCCCUUCUUUAAGCUGUGUGAUGAGCAGCUCUCUUCUCAGAGCCAUUACGACUUUGGGCUUCGAGCUUUGAAGAGUGUGCUGGUGAGUGCGGGUAACGUGAAGAGAGAGAGGAUUCAGAAGAUAAAGAGGGAGAAGGAAGAACGAGGCGAAGUAGUGGAUGAAGGAGAGAUUGCAGAAAAUCUACCUGAACAGGAGAUUCUGAUCCAGAGCGUCUGUGAGACGAUGGUGCCAAAGCUGGUGGCGGAAGACAUCCCGCUGCUCUUCAGUCUCCUGUCGGACGUGUUCCCCGGCGUCCAGUACCACCGCGGGGAGAUGACCGCACUGCGGGAGGAGCUGAAGAAAGUGUGUCAGGAGAUGUACCUGACGUAUGGAGACGGGGAAGAAGUUGGCGGAAUGUGGGUUGAAAAGGUCCUCCAGCUCUACCAGAUCACCCAGAUCAACCACGGCCUGAUGAUGGUGGGGCCCUCGGGGAGCGGGAAGAGCAUGGCCUGGCGCGUUCUUCUCAAGGCUUUGGAGAGACUCGAGGGGGUGGAAGGCGUUGCCCACAUCAUCGACCCCAAGGCCAUCAGCAAAGACCACCUGUACGGGACCCUGGACCCCAACACCAGGGAAUGGACCGAUGGGCUGUUCACACAUGUCCUGAGAAAGAUCAUCGACAACGUGCGGGGCGAGCUGCAGAAGCGCCAGUGGGUCAUCUUCGACGGCGACGUGGACCCGGAGUGGGUGGAGAACCUGAACUCGGUGCUGGAUGACAACAAGCUCCUGACUCUGCCCAAUGGCGAGCGCCUCAGCCUCCCACCCAAUGUAAGCACUUCCUCUGUCGCGGCCCGUCCCAUCCCAACUGCAGACCGAGUGCCCGCAGAGCCCGGCCCUGGAGACGCUUCCGGGGGGAGCAGCUGGUUGUGCAGAUACCUCAGUCAGCCUGCACGCUGGGUAUUCACGCCCAGGGCUAGUGAGAAGCGUCUCACAGGGCUUAUACGUAACUCUCCACGAUCUGAAUAUUCAGCACAUUCAGCCCGUCCUACGACCCCGGACAGGUGGCAGGAGAAGUGGCAGGUGCUGGUGUGUGCGAGGGAAGCAAGGGGCAGCAGCUGGCGUGGAAGAACGAGGGGAGAAGGCAGUGAGAUCACAGAGGACAUGGGCCUCUGGGUCCUUGUGAGGACUGAGCCUGCCCGCCGGUUUGCCCACGGCUGGGUUAGAGCAAGCCUGCGCUGUUUUAAUUCUUUCUCAGGUGCUUUGCAUCUACUGUUAGGUGUCAGGCUCAGACCUGAGCUGUUUGGUGUGAGCUCAGGUGACUGGCGUGAAGCCUGUGUAGGUGGGUUAGGGAGCAGGUUGGGGUCCGGCCCAGGACGGGUACCGCGCUGGGCACCGCUCCUCACCGGGAGUCUGAGCCCGCUGUUUUUGCACAGAUUCUUGCGUCACGUGCCUGUGGUGUACGUGGAUUACCCGGGACCCGCCUCGCUGACGCAGAUCUACGGCACCUUCAACCGGGCCAUGCUGCGGCUCAUCCCGUCGCUGCGCACGUAUGCGGAGCCGCUCACCGCCGCCAUGGUGGAGUUCUACACCAUGUCUCAGGAGAGGUUCACCCAGGACACACAGCCCCACUACAUCUACUCGCCCCGCGAGAUGACGAGGUGGGUGCGGGGCAUCUUCGAGGCCCUGCGGCCGCUGGAGACUCUGCCUGUGGAAGGGCUCAUCAGAAUCUGGGCCCAUGAAGCCCUGCGCCUCUUCCAAGACAGGCUUGUGGAGGACGAGGAACGGCGCUGGACCGACGAGAACAUCGACAUGGUGGCUCUGAAGCACUUCCCCAACAUCGACAAGGAGAGAGCCAUGAGCCGGCCCAUCCUGUACAGCAACUGGCUGUCCAAGGAUUACAUCCCAGUAGACCAAGAAGAGUUAAGAGAUUAUGUCAAAGCGAGGCUGAAAGUCUUCUAUGAAGAAGAACUUGACGUUCCUCUGGUCCUAUUUAAUGAAGUGCUGGACCAUGUGCUCAGGAUCGACCGAAUAUUCCGCCAGCCUCAAGGCCACUUGCUUCUGAUUGGGGUCAGUGGAGCGGGAAAAACCACCCUGUCCCGAUUCGUGGCCUGGAUGAACGGUUUGAGUGUGUACCAGAUCAAGGUCCACAGGAAGUACACGGGGGAAGACUUUGACGAAGACCUUCGGACAGUGCUGAGACGUUCUGGCUGCAAAAAUGAAAAGAUAGCGUUUAUAAUGGACGAGUCCAACGUGUUGGAUUCUGGAUUCCUGGAGCGAAUGAAUACACUUCUGGCCAAUGGAGAGGUCCCUGGUCUGUUUGAAGGCGAUGAGUACGCCACCUUGAUGACCCAGUGCAAAGAGGGGGCCCAGAAGGAGGGCCUGAUGCUGGACUCGCACGAGGAGCUGUACAAGUGGUUCACCAGCCAGGUCAUCCGCAACCUCCACGUCGUCUUCACCAUGAACCCGUCCUCCGAGGGGCUCAAGGACCGCGCGGCCACGUCCCCGGCUCUUUUCAACAGGUGUGUGUUGAACUGGUUUGGGGACUGGUCCACGGAAGCGCUCUAUCAAGUUGGCAAAGAAUUCACCAGCAAGAUGGACCUGGAGAAGCCGAAUUACAUUGUGCCCGACUACAUGCCGGUCGUGUACGACAAACUGCCGCAGCCACCGUCACACCGGGAGGCCAUCGUGAACAGCUGUGUGUUUGUCCACCAGACUCUUCACCAGGCUAAUGCUCGGCUCGCCAAGCGGGGUGGCAGGACGAUGGCCAUCACGCCUCGCCACUACCUGGACUUCAUCAACCACUACGCCAACCUGUUCCACGAGAAGCGCAGCGAGCUGGAGGAGCAGCAGAUGCACCUGAACGUCGGGCUCAGGAAGAUCAAGGAGACCGUGGACCAGGUAGAAGAGCUGCGUCGUGACUUGAGGAUAAAGAGCCAAGAGCUGGAGGUGAAGAACGCGGCUGCCAAUGACAAGCUGAAGAAGAUGGUGAAGGACCAGCAAGAGGCCGAAAAGAAAAAGGUCAUGAGCCAGGAAAUCCAGGAGCAGCUGCACAAGCAGCAGGAGGUCAUCGCAGACAAGCAGAUGAGCGUCAAGGAAGACCUGGACAAGGUGGAGCCCGCCGUCAUCGAGGCCCAGAACGCUGUGAAGUCCAUCAAGAAGCAGCACCUGGUGGAGGUGCGGUCCAUGGCCAACCCCCCUGCCGCCGUGAAGCUGGCGCUCGAGUCCAUCUGUCUGCUGCUGGGCGAGAGCACCACGGACUGGAAGCAGAUCCGCUCCAUCAUCAUGCGGGAGAACUUCAUCCCCACCAUCGUGAACUUCUCUGCCGAGGAGAUCAGUGAUGCCAUAAGGGAGAAGAUGAAGAAAAACUACAUGUCCAACCCGAGCUACAACUAUGAAAUUGUGAACCGGGCUUCCCUGGCCUGCGGGCCGAUGGUGAAGUGGGCCAUCGCACAGCUCAACUACGCAGACAUGCUGAAGCGCGUGGAGCCUCUGCGCAACGAGCUGCAGAAGCUGGAGGACGACGCCAAGGACAACCAGCAGAAGGCCAACGAGGUGGAGCAGAUGAUCCGGGACCUGGAGGCCAGCAUUGCCCGCUACAAGGAGGAGUACGCGGUGCUCAUCUCCGAGGCCCAGGCCAUCAAAGCAGACCUGGCCGCUGUUGAGGCGAAAGUAAACCGGAGCACUGCCCUUCUGAAGAGUCUGUCUGCUGAACGCGAACGAUGGGAAAAAACAAGCGAAACCUUCAAAAACCAGAUGUCGACCAUCGCUGGGGACUGUCUCCUGUCGGCGGCGUUCAUUGCUUACGCGGGUUACUUCGACCAGCAGAUGAGGCAGAACCUGUUCACCACUUGGUCCCACCACCUGCAGCAGGCCAAUAUCCAGUUCCGCACAGACAUCGCCAGGACGGAGUACCUUUCCAAUGCUGACGAGCGCCUCCGCUGGCAGGCCAGCUCCUUACCUGCCGACGACCUGUGCACAGAAAACGCCAUCAUGCUCAAACGCUUCAACAGGUACCCGCUGAUCAUCGACCCCUCGGGACAGGCCACGGAGUUCAUCAUGAACGAGUACAAGGACCGCAAGAUCACGCGGACCAGCUUCCUGGACGACGCCUUCAGGAAGAACCUGGAGAGCGCGCUGCGGUUCGGGAACCCGCUGCUGGUCCAGGACGUGGAAAGCUACGACCCGGUGUUGAAUCCGGUGCUGAACCGCGAGGUGCGGCGCACGGGAGGGAGAGUGCUGAUCACCCUCGGGGACCAGGACAUUGACCUGUCCCCCUCCUUCGUCAUCUUCCUGUCCACCCGCGACCCAACCGUGGAGUUCCCUCCAGACCUCUGCUCCCGGGUCACCUUCGUCAACUUCACCGUCACCCGCAGCAGCUUACAAAGCCAGUGUCUCAAUGAGGUGCUCAAAGCAGAAAGACCUGACGUGGACGAGAAACGCUCCGACCUUCUUAAGCUCCAAGGGGAGUUCCAGCUCCGCCUGCGGCAGCUGGAGAAGUCCCUGCUGCAGGCGCUCAACGAGGUGAAGGGGCGCAUCCUGGACGACGACACCAUCAUCACGACGCUGGAGAACCUCAAGCGGGAGGCCGCCGAGGUGACGCGCAAGGUCGAGGAGACCGACAUCGUGAUGCAGGAGGUGGAGACGGUGUCCCAGCAGUACCUGCCGCUGUCCACCGCCUGCAGCAGCAUCUACUUCACCAUGGAGUCCCUGAAGCAGAUACACUUCCUGUACCAGUACUCGCUGCAGUUCUUCCUGGACAUCUACCACAACGUCCUGUACGAGAACCCCAACCUGAAGGGCAUCACGGACCACACGCAGCGCCUCUCCAUCAUCACCAAGGACCUCUUCCAGGUGGCGUUCAACAGGGUGGCCAGGGGCAUGCUGCACCAGGACCACAUCACCUUCGCCAUGCUGCUGGCCAGGAUCAAGCUGAAGGGCACCCUCGGGGAGCCCACCUACGAUGCGGAGUUCCAGCACUUCCUGCGAGGGAAGGAGAUCGUGCUGACGGCCGGCUCCACGCCCACCAUCCAGGGCCUGACUGUGGAGCAGGCGGAAGCCGUCGUGAGGCUGAGCUGCCUCCCUGCGUUCAGAGACCUGAUCGCCAAGGUUCAGGCCGACGAGCAAUUUGGCAUCUGGCUGGACAGCAGCUCCCCCGAGCAGACGGUGCCCUACCUCUGGAGUGAAGAGAGCCCCGCAACGCCCAUCGGGCAAGCCAUCCACCGCCUGCUCCUGAUCCAGGCUUUCCGCCCCGACCGCCUGCUGGCCAUGGCCCACGUGUUUGUCUCCACAAACCUCGGGGAGUCCUUCAUGUCCAUCAUGGAGCAGCCGCUCGACCUGACGCACAUCGUGGACACGGAGGUAAAGCCGAACACGCCUGUCCUCAUGUGCUCCGUGCCUGGUUAUGAUGCCAGCGGGCACGUGGAAGACCUGGCAGCCGAGCAGAACACGCAGAUCACAUCCAUCGCGAUCGGCUCAGCAGAAGGCUUCAACCAAGCGGACAAGGCCAUCAACACGGCGGUGAAGUCGGGCAGGUGGGUGAUGCUGAAGAACGUGCACCUGGCCCCGGGGUGGCUGAUGCAGCUCGAGAAGAAGCUGCACUCCCUGCAGCCGCACGCCUGCUUCCGGCUCUUCCUCACCAUGGAGAUCAACCCCAAGGUGCCCGUGAACCUGCUCCGAGCCGGCCGCAUCUUCGUGUUUGAGCCGCCCCCGGGGGUGAAGGCCAACAUGCUGAGGACAUUCAGCAGCAUCCCCGUCGCACGGAUAUGCAAGUCUCCCAACGAGCGUGCGCGCUUGUACUUCCUGCUGGCCUGGUUCCACGCCAUCAUCCAGGAACGCUUACGGUAUGCUCCCCUGGGCUGGUCAAAGAAGUACGAGUUCGGGGAGUCGGACCUGCGGUCAGCCUGCGACACCGUGGACACGUGGCUGGAUGACACGGCAAAGGGGCGGCAGAACAUCUCGCCGGAUAAGAUCCCCUGGUCCGCGCUGAAGACCUUGAUGGCCCAGUCCAUCUACGGCGGGCGCGUGGACAACGAGUUUGACCAGCGUCUGCUCAACACCUUCCUGGAGCGCCUGUUCACCACGAAGAGUUUCGACAGCGAGUUCAAGCUGGCCUGCAAGGUCGACGGGCACAAGGACAUCCAGAUGCCGGACGGCAUCAGGCGAGAGGAGUUCGUGCAGUGGGUGGAGCUGCUCCCCGACACCCAGACGCCCUCCUGGCUGGGCCUGCCCAACAACGCCGAGAGAGUCCUCCUCACCACCCAGGGCGUGGACAUGAUCAGCAAGAUGCUAAAGAUGCAGAUGCUGGAGGACGAGGACGACCUGGCCUACGCGGAGACCGAGAAGAAGGUGCGGGCGGACUCCACGUCCGACGGGCGCCCCGCCUGGAUGAGGACGCUGCACACCACCGCCUCCAACUGGCUGCACCUCAUCCCCCAGACGCUGAGCCAUCUCAAGCGAACAGUGGACAACAUCAAGGACCCUUUGUUCCGAUUCUUCGAGAGAGAAGUGAAGAUGGGCGCCAAGUUGCUGCAGGAUGUCCGCCAGGAUCUCGCGGACGUCGUCCAAGUGUGCGAAGGGAAGAAGAAGCAGACCAACUACCUGCGCACGCUCAUAAACGAGCUGGUGAAAGGGAUCUUGCCGCGCAGCUGGUCCCACUACACGGUACCUGCGGGCAUGACCGUCAUCCAGUGGGUGUCUGACUUCAGCGAGAGGAUCAAACAGCUACAGAAUAUUUCUCUGGCGGCUGCGUCUGGCGGCGCCAAGGAGCUGAAGAACAUCCACGUGUGUCUGGGUGGCCUGUUUGUGCCCGAGGCGUACAUCACCGCCACGAGGCAGUACGUGGCCCAGGCCAAUAGCUGGUCCCUGGAGGAGCUCUGCCUGGAGGUCAAUGUCACCACUUCGCAGAACACCACCCUGGACGCCUGCAGCUUUGGGGUCACGGGUCUGAAGCUGCAGGGGGCCAUGUGCAGCAACAACAAGCUCUCGCUCUCCAACGCCAUCUCCACGGUCCUGCCCCUCACACAGCUGCGCUGGGUCAAGCAGACAAACGCAGAGAAGAAGGCUAGUGUGGUGACCUUACCCGUCUACCUGAACUUCACCCGGGCAGACCUCAUCUUCACGGUGGACUUUGAAAUCGCCACCAAGGAAGACCCUCGCAGCUUCUACGAGCGUGGGGUCGCCGUCCUGUGCACGGAGUGAACGACGUUUCCCAGCUCCCGUCUGUAGGGGACGAUGCAAUAUUUAACACGGACUCAUUCUCAUUCUUAAACCUUCGAAAGGCAUGCACUUGUCAGAGCCAGGUCGUCGGUUUGAGGCUGGAGGAGCGUGAGGACGGACGGUCAGGACUGGUGGGAGGUGAGGUGGACGGGCCCAGGCACGUGUUUUGAGGGUCGAUGGCAUGGCUUGUUUUAUUAAAUAAAACACUAAGCAUGA